Molecule: messenger RNA, 3325 nt
Organism: Panonychus citri (citrus red mite)
Lineage: Eukaryota; Metazoa; Arthropoda; Arachnida; Trombidiformes; Tetranychidae
Source: RefSeq, a predicted model, not a curated record
AAGAAAGUGAUUCAAAUCAAUCACAAUUAAAUGACUCAUUUUAAUUGAUCUCAAGUUUGAAAAAAAAGUGAUUAGUUAACUAGAUUAGAUUAUAAUUAAUUCUGGUUUUUCAGAUUAAUCAAUAAUUUGAAUAUAUAUCUCGAUAUAUUUUCCAUGAAUAUAAUGAUUUACUUUGAUUAGAACUUUUUUUCUGAGAGUUUGCUCUCGAUUGUUGAUCGAUAAUUUUAAAUCGAUAUUGGUCAUAUUUCUUGUAAUAAGAAUGUGUCACCAUUAUGAUUAGUUGAUUGUUGUCUCCAAGGGGAAAUGAUUAACGAUAAAUUGUUUCGUUUUCUUAUUGGAAUAAUUAUUUGGUCAACCAUAUUUCUACUUUCGAACUGUUCAAAUUUUCGUCUUUCAAGUUUAAUUUGUCCCAAUAAUCCGAACGAUAUUCCUAUCUGGUCAAAUUCCGACCGUGAGACACCACUUUCAGAGGUGUGUCCUUUUGUAGUGGUCACUAGUGGCCUACGAAAUGAUGAAAGUGUUGCUAAUGGUUCGUCCAGUGUCCAAUUGGACAGUUAUCGAUUACGAUUGUUACUAUCACCUUCACCCAAGUAUCUUGGUCAAGAUAAUAUUGAUGUUUAUCCACUGACCGAUUUACAUUUUCCCGAUUCACCAAAUAUCACAAUCGAUGGUGACCUAAUGAUUGACCUUUCUCCAAUGGUUACUCUUCAACCAGUUGACCUUUGUGGUUUUAUCUAUCUAAUUGUUGUCCUAAUCAAGGUAGACCUUCCAAUAGCUUUGACUUUUGGUUCACUCAGUAAAGAGAUUGAGUUGACUUGUCCAAAAGAAACGGGAGUUGACCUCAUCCUUCAAGUGACCUAUGAAAAUGGUUCUUUAGUCGAUUCAUCGAUUCAAAAUCGUCUUAUUAUUCAAACAAACGGAAACUCAUUAGAAACUCUCAAUGGAGUCAAGUUUAUCAUCGUCAAUCAGGGUAAGUAGUUUACUCGGCGAUGUGGACUCAAAGCGCUUCAAACAAUGGCCUUUCUUUUACCCAUCAAUCGAAAUGUCAAAAGUGAUUUCGUCAGGAUAGAUAAUCGAAAAUUUUUCAACAUCGCCAAUGGUUAUCAUCUAAAAAAUGGUGACAAACUUAUUCGCGAUCGAUCUGGUUGGUGUUCACCUUUUAUCCAGGUAAACUCGAGUGUCCCUGUAAACAUUACGUGGCUUCAUCUGGUUGAGUUAACAGUUUUACCUUCAACCUUUGACCUGCUAAUUGUUAUCGACCCGUUUGGAUCAACCAGUGAGACUAAAAUGUUUACCUUUUCAAUGAGUUUACCUUCAGGAAAUGAUUCAUUUAAUGUCACCAAAUGUUCAGCUUAUCCUGCCAAUGAUUCAAUUCUUAUAAUAAAUUCAAAUGACCAGUUACCUCAGAAAGUGACCUUUUACGGUUAUCAGCUGAUGGAUAAACGUUUAUUCACCCUGGAUUCAACUCAGGAGACCAUAAAAACCUCACUGACCACUGUCCUUGUGAAUAAAUAUUUCUACCAAAAUUGGUUCAUUGAUCAGACAAUUAACUUAUAUGAUCUACAUGGUCAAGGUUGUUCAAUCAAUGACCAGCAAACAUCAAUUUGUGAUUCUAUUAGAUUAUUAUUGACCGAUACAGCUUCAUCUUUUUAUCAGAUUCAGACUGUAGCCUCAUCUUGGGAACAAGAACAGGUCAAUAAACUUUCACUCACUCUCAAAGUGACCUCAACUUUAAUCGAUGAGGUUUUAAACGGUGAUCUAAGGUCACUUUUACCUCCUUGUAUUAAAAUGUUUCGCUCUCUUAUCGUCCGUUCAUUUUCCGGUGCCGAUCGAUUGGACAAAUAUGACCAGUCUUAUUUUGGAACUAUUCAAAGGGUCAUUGAGAAUAUCGUUGAAUCUGAACCUCCGAUCAGUGAAGCCGCUCUUUUAGUCCCUCUUAGGAUAAGACGUUUUCUUGGUCGGUUGAUUCGAGAAGGUUCAUCAGCGGUUUUGGACACUUUGCCUGAUCUUAGUAAGAAAUUGUUCUGGUUGAUUAACUUUCGUCGGGUAUUAUUAUGGAUUCUUGAGGAUGUUCUUUGGGAUUUUGAACUGCCCACCGAGAUGGUCAGUAUGUUACAUGAGACAAUCUCCUCUCCUAAUGCCAAUACUUUUCUGUCCAACGUGAACAAAUUGACGGACAUGAGUAACAAAUGGUCAACUAUUGAGACCAAUGAGGAAGUAAUCAAAUCUUCAACGAUACUUUUUAAUCAGCUAAUGUUGGUUACUGGUGAAGACGAGAUUUGGUCAAGAUAUGUGUCCAUAUGGAAUCUGUGGUCAACUCGUUUUCUCAGUGAUUCUCAACGAUGGAUUUUUCUUGAAGGGCUUCCCGAUGACCAGCGAAAAUUGACCGUUAAAGGUGACAAUUUUUUCGAUGUCAAUAUUGAUGAAUCAUGUUAUCGAAAUGCAAUCCAAAUGUUGACCACUCGAAAAGUAUUACCAACUUGGUGGAAAGAAGAUAAUUUGGAAUCACUUCGAGAGAAAGAAAAUUCUCUGACCAGUUGUUCUUUUAGGAGUGAUGGUCAUUCAAUACUUCGGGGAGAUUGGGAAAUGUUGACCGGUAAAAUAUUCUGGACUCCGGUGAUUCUUUGUAAUUGUAAUAAAACCUUCACCAACCAAUGUAGUCUCUGAACUCGAUCAACUCACAACCAUAGUGAAUCCAUCAUGAAAUCAGAGGGAGAUGAUUUUCCAAGCAAUUUAAUCCUCCAUCUUGAUCCAAAUCAUUAUCAUCAUUAUAUUCAUUUUGUAUCACAAUCUUAAUCAUCAUAAUCCCAGUAAUCUUUUCACUGAUUACUGAUCAUUAUCUGGCAAAUUUUCAUCUCAUUAACUUGAUCUCAAUUCAGAUUCCAAAAUGAAGCAUAUUAACAUUCACUUGCAAAUCUAAUUUGUACUGUACUUUUUUUUUAUUCACAAACCAUCAUGUUAAUCAUCAUGAAGACUAUUUAAAUUAACUCAAUGAAUCUGAUACUUAGUAAACAACUAAAAAAGCUUUAAUUCAAAAGUUGAUUGUAAACCUUUUUUUCAUUUGAAUUUGAAUAUUCAUUCAAAUCCCAUGUGAUGAUUUCCAUGCAAAGAAAGGUUAUUGAUGUAAUUGAGCAAUAAAAUGUUACCUGGCGAUCGCUUGAUUUAUUUGGAACUGAAUUAGUUGAUCAUGAUGAUGAUGAAAAAAUAUCGUGAUGAUGAGUAUGAUUAAUAUAAGUUAAGGAAAAAUACUUGGAUCGGAAUUAAAUGUAUUAUAAAUCAUUGAAUGUUAUCCAAUUGGAUUGGUUGAAUUUCAUUGCAAUGUUCA